Molecule: messenger RNA, 4035 nt
Organism: Oppia nitens
Lineage: Eukaryota; Metazoa; Arthropoda; Arachnida; Sarcoptiformes; Oppiidae
Gene: fliI
Product: protein flightless-1-like
Exons: 6
Coding region: 173-3985 (1270 amino acids)
Biological process (GO): actin polymerization or depolymerization; barbed-end actin filament capping; myofibril assembly
Cellular component (GO): actin cytoskeleton; cytoplasm; nucleus
Molecular function (GO): phosphatidylinositol-4,5-bisphosphate binding; actin filament binding
Source: RefSeq, a predicted model, not a curated record
AUUUUUUAUCGCAAAACAUGAAAACAUUGUUUUACUCAAUAUUUUUACAAUCAAUCAGUUUUUAUAAAAGAUUUUGAUUUAAUAUUAAUUAUGUUUUAUUAAUUUUAAUCAAAUUUACAGUUAAUUAGUGUGCAAUUGAUUGUGCAAUCGGUGGACAAAUUAGUGGUCAGACAUGUCAUCGACGGGUGUUCUGCCGUUCGUUCGCGGCGUUGACUUCAGUCGCAACGACUUCCAGGACUACAGUUUCCCGAAGGAGCUCAAAGACAUGCGAAACGUGCGAUGGCUUAAACUGAACAGAACUCAUAUGGAUUGGAUUCCUGAAGAGUUGGCUAAUGUGACCAAAUUGGAGACACUGUCGCUGUUGCGCAACAAUCUGGUGACUCUUCACGGAGAGUUGGCAUCGCUUCCAUCUCUUCGGUAUCUCAACUGCCGGCACAAUAACAUUAAGAACAGUGGCAUUCCUUCAGAGAUCUUUCAUUUGGACGAACUCCUGGUUCUUGACUUUAGCUAUAAUCAGCUCAAAGAAGUGCCAAACGAUUUAGAGAAAAGUAAAGGACUACUUGUUCUCAAUUUAAGUCAUAAUUACAUUCAAACGAUUCCCAACCAAUUGUUUAUAAACUUAACGGAUUUGCUUUAUCUCGACUUAAGUCAUAAUCAAUUAGAAACACUUCCGCCACAAAUGAGACGUUUGGUUAAUCUUCAAUCACUUGUUUUAAGCCAUAAUCCUUUAGGACAUAACCAGUUCAGACAUUUGCCAUCAUUGGUGUCACUAAAAUCAUUGAUUCUUAGGGCAACAGAGCGUACGAUACAAAAUAUGCCCAACUCUUUGGAUACAUUGACAGAACUAACAGAAUUGGAUUUAUCUUUCAAUAAUAUUCCUCGAUUUCCUGAUUGUGUUUCUACAUUAAAAAGUUUAAAACGACUAAAUUUAAGUGAUAACUGUUUGACUCAAUUACCCCAAUCUAUUGACGAAGAUUGGCCUUAUCUGGAAGUGCUAAAUAUAUCUCGAAAUCAGAUAAGUUGUCUCCCGAAUUCAUUGUGCAAAUUAGCAAAUUUAAGAAGACUUUAUGUUAACGAUAAUAAACUCGACUUUGAAGGCAUUCCCGGAGGAAUUGGAAAACUUUACAAUUUAGAGCUUUUUAUGGCCGCGAAUAACAAUUUAGAACUUAUACCCGAAGGAGUGGUCAGAUGCGGUAAACUCAAGAAAUUGAUUUUAGCCAACAAUCGAUUGAUAACAUUACCCGAUGCUAUUCAUUUGUUAACUGAUCUUAAAGUUCUUGAUUUAAGCAAUAAUCCGGACCUAAUAAUGCCACCGAAACCAUCAGAAUAUGCUAAAAAAAUGGAGUGCUAUAACAUUGACUUUUCACUAAAUAAUCAGUUAAGACUUGCCGGAGCUCCCAAUGCUCCCGGUUUAGUCACAACUAAUGUGCAUAAUAAGGAUCCGAUUGCAAGAAAAUUACGAUUAGUUCGGAGGGCUCGAGAAAAUACAACGAAUUCUGAUUCAUCUAAAGUUUUGAAAGGAAUGACUGAUUUGGCCAAAGAUAAAGAUAAAAUAAAACGCGAAUCAUUAGAACCAAUGGAACAGGACUUGAAGCCAAAGAGAUGGGAUGAAGCACUUGAAAAACCAUCACUAGAUUACAGCGACUUUUUUGAUAGAGAGAUCGGCCAAUUACCCGGACUGACUAUUUGGGAGAUCGAGAACUUUGUGCCAAAUAUUAUUGACGAUACACUUCAUGGAAAGUUUUACGAAGGAGACUGUUAUAUAAUACUUAAGACAACAAUUGAAGACAACCAGAACCUCGAUUGGCAAAUAUUUUAUUGGAUUGGAUUACAGGCAUCACUAGACAAGAAGGCCUGCUCUGCUAUACACGCCGUUAAUUUACGAAAUUAUUUGGGCGCUAAUUGUCGCACCAUUCGAGAGGAACAAUCGGAAGAAAGUGACGCUUUUAUUGGUCUGUUUCCCGAUGGACUUAUUUAUAUAGAGGGCGGACGCACUGCCAGUGGUUUCUUUACUGUUGAAGAAGUGGAAGUGUCGAGUCGUUUAUAUAGAUUGCAUGAACUGUCAAAUAAACAACUUUAUAUGGAACCGGUAGCUUUGGAUAUACAAUCAUUAGAUCCGUGUUUUAUAUUUAUGUUGGACGCGGGUUAUAAAAUAUAUGUGUGGAAUGGUAUGAAAUCGAAAAAUACAAUGAAACAAAAGGCCAGAUUAUUAGCCGAAAAAAUUAAUAAAGAAGAACGAAAAAACAAAAGUGAACUUAUAUUUUGUACCCAAGACUCAGAACCGGAACCAUUUUGGCUCGAAUUGAAUUCUGGAAAACCAUUUGAUGAACAAUUGCCUGAAAUUAUUGAACACAUCAAACAAUUUAAACCAAUUGAUCCCAUAUUAUAUAAAAUAGAUUUGGGAAUGGGUUACUUGGAAUUACCUCAAGUCGAAUAUAAACCCAAACAAUUGAUACGAAAACAUUUUGAAACUAAAAAUGUAUAUAUAAUGGACUGUUCUAAUGAUGUUUUUGUUUGGAUUGGACGUAAAUCAGCCCGGUUAGUUAGAGCGGCAGCUUUGAAGUUGGCACAGGAGUUGUUUUCUAUGGUUAAUAGAUCUGAUUAUGCAGUGGUUACUCGAUGUCUUGAAGGUACUGAAACUCAAACGUUUAAAUCAAAAUUUCAAAGUUGGGAUAAUGAACUUGAAGUGGACUUUACACGAACUGCCGAAUCAGUACAGAGAACCGGCGCUGACUUAACAAAAUGGGUAACAAAUCAACAAAUGAAAAUUGAUUUGUCGGCAUUGUUUAUGCCUCGACAACCUAUUGUCACUAAACAAGAGGCUCAACAAUUAGCCGAUGAUUGGAAUGAAGAUCUUGAAGCUAUGGAAGCGUUUGUAUUAGAAAACAAAAAGUUUGUUAAACUUCCUGAACACGAAUUCGGACACUUUUUUAGCGCCAAUUGUUAUGUAUUUUUAUGCCGUUAUUGGAUUCCUGUUGAAACUGAAAAUGCAUCGAAUGAUGAGGAAGAGGAAUAUGAGGAUGACUUCCAUUGUGUAGUGUAUUUCUGGCAGGGAAGGGAUGCUUCUAACAUGGGUUGGCUUACAUUUACAUUUAGUUUACAGAAAAAGUUUGAAUCGAUGUUUGGAAAUAAAUUGGAAGUGAUUAAGAGUCAUCAACAACAAGAAAAUCUAAAAUUUUUAUCGCAUUUUAAGCAUUUUAUUAUUCAUAAAGACAAACGUCCCAUUGGUUCGGCCAAUACUUACCGUCCAAAUGAAGUCGAAUUCUUUCAUUUGCGAUCAAAUAGCAAUUCAUUAACUCUUCGAUGUAUUCAAAUAAAUGCCGAUUCAAUUGUAUUGAAUUCUGCAUUUUGUUAUAUUUUAAAACUGCCGUCCGUUGAUGAAAGUCAAACCGGAAAAGCUUAUGUUUGGAUCGGUAAUCAAUCAGAUGAAGAAGAGGCCAAAAUUGCCGAACAAAUGGCUCUACAGAUGUAUGAUUCAGAUUACUUCGAUAUAUCAAUAAUACCUGAAGGAGAAGAGCCGCAGCAAUUUUGGGACAAUUUGGGCGGUCAUAAAGCGUAUGAGAGGGGAGCGGCAUAUAUGCUAUACUCACGUUUAUUCCGGUGCUCUAAUGAAAAGGGAUACUUCUCUAUAUCUGAAAAGUGCAGUGACUUUUGUCAGGACGACCUCAUCGAUGAGGAUAUUAUGGUUUUAGAUAACGGCACACAAGUAUUCAUUUGGUUGGGCUCCCGGUGUAGUGAAGUUGAAGUCAAGUUAGCCGUUAAGAGUGCUCAGGUAUACGUUCAGAACAUGAGAAUCAAACAAACAGAUAGACCGCGAACUCUAAUGUUGACAAUGAAGGGAAAGGAGACGCGAAAGUUUACCAAAUGUUUUCACGCGUGGAGUCAACACAAGGUUGUGUCCGAUCCUAGACUUGUUCUCGACAAACAAAUGCUUCAAAUUAAUUAUAAGAAUUCAAUUCAAACAAAUGGUGUGAUUAGUGAUUAAUUUUUUUAUUUUAUAAUCUUUUAUUUAUUUAUUUAAUUUUAUUUAUAAUA